AUGCCUAUUAUCACCAAACUUGUGAAGGGUGUCAGUUCAGGCAUCGGGCUUGCAUCAGAGGCCAUUGCAGACCGCAAAGAAAAGAAAGCCGCCAGAGAAAGUGCGACAACGUCGUCUCAUGAACAGCAAUCACUCGAGGUCGGCGAAAGCUCGAGAGGGGGCAGAAAGUCCUUUUCCAAAGAUGACUCUGAGUCCGACAGCGAAGACGACGAGCUCGACACCGACCGUGCGGAAUGGGCUCUCGACGAAGCAGCGGCUGAGCUAGAAGAACCGCCGCCUUCGUACGAGGCGUCAGCUGGAACCCCGUCCUCGGCAGACGACGUCGCCACUGCCUUUGUACAAAACCACAAUCUCACCAUCGUCCCGUCCGGGGGUUACCGUCCGCUCCCAUGCCCCGUCAUCCUCCCUCAGCGUCGGCCCCAGGACAAGUCUCGAGGCUUCAUCCGGGCCUACGCGCCUCUCCUCGGCGAGUGCGCGGGCAUCGACCAGGCGACCUUCCUCGACUUUAUCAAAGAGCUCGAUCGCUCAUCUCGCGCCAACCCCGCCUUUGACGUAAUCAACGUCGCCGCGUUCGCAGUCGGGAUGAUUCCCAGCCCGAUCGCCAUGGGGGUUGCCAUGGCAGUCCAAGUCGUAGCCGGCGUCGGCAGGGAAAUGCAAACGCGCCACAGACGCAACACGUACCUCGACAAGAUCAACGAGACUCUCUUCAUGCCUCGCGGGUUAUACUGCAUGAUCAUGACGUUCAAGCCCGACUCGCCCAACGACCCGGUCAUGCAGGUCGACCUCAACUCCACCGACCAGGCACUCACGAAGGCCCUGUCGACGCCCGAGAGCGAAAUCCGCCAGAAACUCAACAAGCUCCGUCUCUCGUCCGGCGUGACCAAGGGCGACUUGGCCCUCCCCGAAUCCGCGCCGCUGGUGUACCCCGCCAUCGACGCAGCGGCCGCGCGCGCGGCGCAGGACGGUACGGCCUUGCCCGAACGGAAGCAAAGCGCACUGAAGUCGUCCAGCAAGUUCCUGGGAGACUACCUCGACCGACGGGCCCAAGCGCGGUACGUGGCGAUGAACCCGGGGAACAAGCUGGCCGAGGCGACGCCUCCUCCGCGCAAGGAAUUCGCGUCGCGCUUCGCCGACCCCAACCACCCCGUCAACUCCGGGUCCCUGGUGGCCCUGCUGACCGGAGGCCACUUCGACCCCAAGGCCGCGAAACGAGCGAAGCGUGCCCAGCGCCGUGCGGCCUGGCGCGGCUACGAGCUCACAGAGGCCGACAUCAAGAAUGCACAGAUGGGCCGGGGGAGGCGACGACGGGACCAGAAGGGGCUCAUCGGUCGCGUCCUGCACAAGGACGUCUUCUAUCUUACCAUUGUCAACUUGCCUACGGAGAAAGAGACUGCGGAGCUAAUGCAUCAACUGGAUGUGGCCCAGGGUCAACAUGGGCAAUAA
Molecule: messenger RNA, 1443 nt
Organism: Exophiala spinifera
Lineage: Eukaryota; Fungi; Ascomycota; Eurotiomycetes; Chaetothyriales; Herpotrichiellaceae
Exons: 1
Coding region: 1-1443 (480 amino acids)
Source: RefSeq, a predicted model, not a curated record